AUGAAAAAGCGUGACGAGAAUUCUCAACCCGAGAUGUUAGAAGGUGCAAAAUCAAUGGGUGCUGGAGCUGCUACAAUUGCGUUGGUGGGAGCUGCUGUCGGUAUUGGAAACCUUAGAAAUGGGAUUUUGCAGGUGCAUGGUGUCAGUAAUUUCUCUUCAAACAAGAUCCCUAGCCUUCUUGAUUUUGCUUCUAUUACUCCAGCAGUUAAUCAGGUGGAGAUGCAUCCGAUGUGGAGGCAGAAAAAGCUUAGGGAGAUAUGUGCAGAACAUAAGAUCCAUGUGAGUGCCUAUUCACCAAUUGGUGGGCCAGGAAAUGUGUGGGGAUCAACGGCUGUGAUUGAUAGCCCUGUCAUCAAAUCCAUCGCUCUCAAACACCAUGCAACCCCAGCACAGGUUGCUCUAAAAUGGGGGAUGUCUAAAGGAGCGAGUGUGAUCGCGAAGAGCUUCAAUUCAGAGAGAUUAAAGGAGAAUAUUGGCUCGUUCAAUCUGAAAUUGGACGAAGAAGAUUUGGAUGGGAUUGAUAAUCUUGAGGAAAGAAAGAUCAUGAGAGGAGAUUUUCUCAUUAACCAAACAACAAGUCCAUACAAGAAGGUUCAAGAUCUAUGGGACGACGAGAUUUAGAUCACACCCUAUACAUUUUUCUACUUUAAUUUGUAGUUUUUAUUGUUAAUUAAUUAUUGGAAUAUGUGUGUCUCUGUUAUCUACAUCGGGAUAUUUACUAUAAA
Molecule: messenger RNA, 725 nt
Organism: Carica papaya (papaya)
Lineage: Eukaryota; Viridiplantae; Streptophyta; Magnoliopsida; Brassicales; Caricaceae
Source: RefSeq, a predicted model, not a curated record